Messenger RNA from Aspergillus glaucus CBS 516.65, 1299 nucleotides. RefSeq lists its product as uncharacterized. The record is from RefSeq and is a predicted model, not a curated record. NCBI's taxonomy places the organism in Eukaryota, Fungi, Ascomycota, Eurotiomycetes, Eurotiales, Aspergillaceae. The transcript is spliced from 2 exons. The coding region runs from base 1 to 1299 and encodes 432 amino acids.
AUGACCGAAAUCGACCCCAGACAAGGCGUUGAUCCGCUCCAGACGCCAAAACCGCUGAAGCGGCCCCUCCCCGACGCCGCGCAGAUCCCUCUACGGACAUUCCAGUUACCAGAUUUUCCUCCUGAAGCGGCGCAUCUGAAAGAACUGACUUUGACGUCUGAUAUCAAACCCUCGGAGUACUCAGAUCUCCUCGCGACGACUGUGUCUUCAGAUGCGAUCUCGAAAUCCAUCCCCAAGGGAAUCGAAUCGCUUACCCUAGAGCUCUUCUCCCUGGGCUACCCAGCCUCAUUCCUAACAAACCUAGCCCAGUCCCUCCCAAGCCUCAAAGCACUAACACUAUACUCCCACCUCAUUGAUGGCAUCAGCGAUGCCUCACGCAAAGAUGCAGGGGAAUUUAUCUUCAACGCCCUAGUAGGCAAAGGAGAUAACGGCGGCGGACUACGAGAGCUCCAUCUCCUCGACACUUUCUGCAGAAAAGGCUUUUAUGCUGGUGUUGGUGAGACGCUGGAGGAUUUGUAUCUGGAUGGCGAUGCGGCUUCGGCGAUGCUUCUGCUUGAAGUAUCGUAUACGUAUCGUGGACACUCGGAUCCGGACUUUUUAUCGCGUGUUCAUGGUGAUGAGAUUCCGUUGAUGUUGGUGCCGUCGUUGAUUGCUGUGUCACUGAGGUUGUCGCCGCCGCCGCCGGAUCAGGCCGCGAGUGGGUUCUCUAAUGGGCUUCCGCAUGAUCCCUCAGACGUGGACGCGGAUGGAAACCCUAUCCCUGGGCAGAAACCGCAGGGAAUUGCCCCCUUCCCCUCGACGCAUCCAGGGACAGCACUGCUUGUCGAGAAACUUACACCUAUUCUGGAAACCCCUGAGGGCGAAACCGAGGACCCACCGAUCCCAGGCCCGCAAGCUCUAAAGAUGCUCGACUCUACUCUCUACAGUCUGACGUUGGAUGAACUUUCUAGAAUUCUCGGCCACCAAACACAGCUGGCUGUGUUGAAUGCCAGCGUCAUUGUAGGGACAGACGAGCACGCCAAAAAGUCUAUCCUGAACACAAUACGAUCUGCUAGUCCGGCUUUGGAAACAGUGGAGCUCGUAGGCGUUCCGGAAGAUUUUACUGAGGAAUCCUCCCUCUCUGCAUUCCAUAAAAUAUUCCCUACGGCGUCUGACAUGGCAUAUUUAUCCGAGAACUUGCCGCAGUUGGACAGCUUUAGCAUGAGCAUCCUCUGUGCGCCCAAGUUCAGAGCUGUGAGCUGGAAUAAACAGCCAGACGGGGAGUGGGUUGGUGGUUUUGUUGCAGAUGACCAGGUAUAG